AUGCAGAAUAAUCGUCAACUAAGCGAUCCGGUGACAUUGCCAUCCGGUCUUGUGUUCAAGAACAGGCUACUCAAGGCAGCGAUGGCAGAAACCAUGUCAAAGUCUCAUGACCCAACAGAGACCCUUAUGUCGGCCUACAAAGCAUGGGGAAAGGGAGGAUGGGGCGGAAUCAUAACGGGCAACGUGAUGAUCGAUGAGCGUUGGCUCGGAAACGCUCUCGAUGUCUCUCUCACACCUAGCACUAACCCCGAACUCAUUGCUCAAUGGCGCAGAUAUGCAGAAGCGUGCCGUAUCGAAGGCACCCCAGCUAUCGUCCAGCUUAACCAUCCCGGCCGCCAAAGUCCCCUUGGAGCAGGUUCAAAGGGGCUAUUCGAGAAGAACAUCGCACCAAGCCCCAUCGCACUACAGUUCGAAGACAACAUUUGGGCAAAGACGGCGCAAAAACUCAUCUUCGGCACCCCGCGAGAGAUGACAGUCGCGGAAAUCGAAGACGUGGUGAAAAGACAUGCCGACGCAGCCAAGUUCCUCAGUGAAGCAGGUUUCGACGGCGUAGAGCUGCACGCCGCACACGGAUACCUACUCAACAUCUUCAUGUCCCCGAAGACCAACCAGAGACAGGACAACUACGGCGGCUCAGCGUUCAACCGCGCCCGCAUCGUUCUCGACAUCAUCAAUGCUAUCCGCGCUGUCGUCCCGUCUACUUUUACAGUCGGCAUCAAGCUCAACUCCGCUGACGUCCAACACUCCAGCGAUAUGGAAGACGUUAUGCAACAGAUCGGUUUCCUCAAGAAUACCGGUAUCGACUUCCUCGAGAUCAGCGGUGGAUCGUACGAGAACCCUAGGAUGAUGAAGGGCGACGAGCCACAGCCUGGCGAGAAGCCGGUGUCUGAGCGUACCGCGAAGCGCGAGGCUUUCUUCCUGGAUUUCGCGAGGGUGGUUAGGCAGAAGUUCCCAGAGGUGGUCUUGAUGGUUACGGGCGGUUUCCGCAGCUUGACGGGUAUGCGUGCCGCGCUCGAGGAGAAUGCUUGUGAUUUGAUUGGUUUGGCGCGACCAGCUGCUGUGGACUCGAGUUUUGCGAAGAAAAUCUUGGAGGCAGAGGCUGCGGGUGGUGAUGUCAGUCUGAGGUUGGAUGCUGUGAAGCCGAGCUGGUUGGUCAGCAAGAUUCCGGUCAAGGCUCUAGGUGCUGGUGCGGAGAGUGCUUUCUACGGCGCUCAGAUUGAGCGAAUCGGUAAGGGGCUACCAACAAAGACACCUCCUACCACAGCAUGA
Messenger RNA from Alternaria incomplexa, 1269 nucleotides. RefSeq lists its product as uncharacterized. Bases 1 to 1269 code for a protein of 422 amino acids. Lineage: Eukaryota; Fungi; Ascomycota; Dothideomycetes; Pleosporales; Pleosporaceae. Gene Ontology annotation, molecular function: oxidoreductase activity; FMN binding. The transcript has 4 exons. The record is from RefSeq and is a predicted model, not a curated record.